AUGUGCAGCCAAGACAGCGAGAGCCUCCAGCGUCCUGCUCUGCAGGAGAAUGCAUUCCAGCCCCUGCUGACUCCAGGCGGCCCGUUGGCCCUCAGCCCCCCUCGCACUCUCAGAUCUUCCCAAAAAUGGGGAUCUCUGUCUGCUUCACGCAUCCUGGGUUUGUCCCCAAAUGGUUCCCGCCUGCGAGGCAAGUCCCUGGUGCUGUCACCCAUGUGCUCCCGGGCAGCUCCAGCCUCUCAAGGCCACCCACCACAGACAGGUGUGGAAGGUGCGCAGCCGAGAGAGCAGUUGCAGGACUCCAGUUCGCAUGACUUUGUGCCGCCAGCAGGGGCAGCGCCACCGGGCCGCAUGUGCCACAGUCAGCCCUGCCCGCUCAGCAGGCCCUGGCCAGAUGACAGCGGGAGGGCAGAGAACCCCAGCACGCCAGCCAGAAGAACAGAGACCCCUGAUCUGGGCAGCCCUGGGAAGGACAGGGCGGUGCUUGUCGAGCUGGAUGCAAGCGGUGCCGGGGCAGGGACAGCGAUGGGUGAAUGUGAUGGGAGGCAUGCGGAUGUCAGGCCUGCGAAGGACCAGCCAGGAGGCUCAGAGCUGCCCUCUUCUGCUGAGCCAGGUCUUCAGUCGAGGGAGCAGGCAGAUGAUCAUAUACUGGCACCGGCGAGGCACCACAGCAAUGCUGCAGCAGCAGAUGCAGCCCUUGCAGCUCCAGGGACAGGAGAUAUGGGAGCUGCAGGCAGCAUGGGCCCAUCCCAGAUGGGAGGCACCCUUGACAGUGGCUACAGCUUGCAGCUGAACCUGUCUUUGGGCAGCCAGGACGAUCGCAUCCUUCCCACUGAGGUGGAGCCAAGGAGCACAGAGGUGACUGCCAGGCAGGUGCUGGCCACGGAGAUGCAGCUCACUGGUGGCUUCUUUUCUGAAACCCAGGUGGAAGCUGCGCUCCCGGCAGGAGACAUAUGCGUGCCCUUGCCGGCAGAGCUAGCCGCCAACCCCGGCACUUCAGCGGAACAUCCCGCCUUCUGUCCAGAGACUCAGAUCCUGGAUUGCUCCACCCCUCCGCCAGCUCCUCUCAGUGCGUCUACUCCGGCAGCCCAGCUGGUAGCUCCACCCACUCAGCAGAAGAGUGACAUUGCUGAGGCGCUGCCUGCGCAACAGGCUGCUGCCACGGAGGUGCAGCUGGAGUCUGGGCUAGCCAUUGCAGCAGGUGAUAACACACCAGCAGAGGCGCCACAGGUCAGCGGAGCGCUUGCUUGCAGUGCAGCAGCACAGGACAGGCAAGAGCACUUGCCAGUGCCUGUGAGCCCUGAGCCUGCUGCUGCUGUAGCCACUGCGAAUGGAGCCAUCCCGGUCCAGCCCAGGCUAGAGGUCAGGCUAGAGGUCAUGGCUGAACAGACAUACAGUCCUCAAAUGGGAGCCAGGGAGCAGGCACACGGACAAACUUUGCUCGAGACACCAGAGCCAUCAACGGGAGGGGCGUGCCCAGCCAGGACGCCUGCCAGCAGAGGGCCCACCAUGAGCCUGGGACUGCUGUCAGAGGACUUCAUCUCAGAGUCAGAAGGCACCCAGCGCGCAGUGAUGGCAGCCAAGAUCAUUGACGAGUACAACCUCAAGUUUCAUCGUGGUGUUUCUGAUGGCGCGGUAUUCAACUUCGUUCUGACGACAGACAUGGAGACCGUUGCCGCAUGCAUAGCCACGAAGCCUGCGCUCAUACCAGCUGAGGAGUAUUCAAUGUGGGAGAGGCGGCUGGUGGAGGCAAGGAGGGAUCAGGAAAUGCUGGAUUGGGAUGUGGAGGGGACUGGAGAGCCAGGAAUUACAGAGGAGCUGGGUGGGCUCACGCAGGAGGCUGUUGCACUGCUGUGCACAGAGGAUGAGAUCGCCAGUCGCCGGGAGGAGCUGGGGGCGACAGGGAGAGUCAAGAAAAGGGAGCUGACUCGUGAGCCCGUGCAGGUCAUGAAAUCAAUUACAGCGGAGGCCUUUUGCUCAGCAUCGGAAGCUCAGCCCAGCAGUGCCGCCAACUCUGAAAGCCAAUGUCAGCUUCCACCUCCACUGCCACCUCGUCCCGAAAACAACAGCACAGGCGGACAGCUGCACACAAGCAGCUUCCUGGUGAACAGCUCUGUUGCCGCUGCUGGGAGCGUGGCGACUGGCAGUGCAGCGGAGCUUAGGAUUGAGGCUGUUGAUCUUCCACUCAGCGAGCGCGACGUGAAUGAAGCUGUCCAAGGGGUGAUGGACAGUCUCCUGGCAGCGGUGAUCCAGCCUCCAGCUGCUCUCUGCGACCAUGCUUCUGGCUAUGCAGCAGCAGCAGACGAGCCUGAUGCAGCAGCGGAGCCAGACGCCAGCUGUGCUGCCAUGGAUAUUGACACUGGGGAGGGCGGCGGCGCGCACGCAGCUGAACAGCCUAAAGAAGCAGCCCUUGAGCCUGCCCCUAAGGCACAGCAGCAGGCGGCCGCAGCAGCUGUGGCGGCAGUGCCGGCACGCGAGCAUGCGCCAGCAGGGGCCGCAGAUGAUGAGGAUGACUUUUCCUCGCUCCCGCUGAUGCUGCUUCUGGACACGCAGUACCCAGAGUCCCAGCGGCUUGCUGCAGCGGCGCAGCUAUCCGACAACGCCCUGGAUAGGACAGCAAGUGGCCAGGCGGCAGAAGCACAUGCACUUCCUGCCUCUGUGCCGGAGAGCGAUGCCGUGCAGUUCCAGCACAGAGAGCCCUCGGCUGCAGCCGGGGCACCAGAAGCAGAGGCGGCUGUGUCUGCCGGGCCAAGCCAGGCAGCAAAGGGCCCAUCCGCUCGCUCCCAGGAUGACGUCUGGGGCACAAUCUUGUCGACCAACACACAGCCCAGCGGCAGUGGGCCGCCUGCGCACAAGACUCCUGCGUGGCAGGCCAGUUCGGGCCUUGCUGUCGGCAUUGGUGGUAAGCAGCCGAAUCAGUCGCAGCCAAGCCCAGGCAGCCGCGGCUGGCAGCGAGAGGUGGGCAGCACCGGCCUGCGUCUGAGGCCGGUCUGGGGGUUGGCGCCAGCUUCCCGGGAGGCAACGCCCCUGACCGGAGACAGCCUGCUCACGCCCCCCAAGCGCGUCGUGGGGCCCCCCUCCGCCGAGGCCGCACGCACUGGCGGCCUGCCCGGCUCUCCCGAGACGCCGUCACAGAUCGCGGCCACCGCGGACGUCCUGCAGCUGUACAGCCGCCCGCAGCAGGACAUCCGCACGCCCGGGUCGGGAGACAAGCGGCAGCGGCCCUGCGCGCGCGAGAGCCCUGAGAGCUCGGGCAUCGAGCCAACACGCAAACCGGACGUGGGCGGUCACGCCGAGGCAGGCGGUGCAUCUGAGCACGUGCCGGCAGCGGCGGGGGCGUCGCCGCUGUCAUCCGAGCCACCGGGCUCCUUUGUUCCGGACACAUACCCGGGCAUCGGAGCAAACACAGGUUCCCCUGCGCACCCUGCCGACCACGGCACAGCGGAGGAGCAUGCAGUUGCGCAGGAGCACGUGGACGAGUGCCUGCAGGAUGACAGAGCGGCAGAAGUGCCGCCGCCAAAACGAAGGCGGCUGUCGCUGGAGGGCGGCAGGGGCCAGAAGGGCUCUGAUCACUUGCAGGCUCGUGCGGCACAGGCUGGCGGCAAGGACUCGCCCAGGAAGGGGCUGCACGCCAUGGGCGCUCAUCCGCGCGGCAUGCGAGCGGCAGGAGCUAUGCCUGUCACCCGAGCGCUGGCCAGCGAGAUCGGCAGAGAUGCAGCGCCAAGAAUGACCAGGCAGCAGGCGCAGGUGGCCAAGCAGCAGAGGAAGGGCGCGCUGGUGAGGGCUGGAGUUCUGCGGCGUGCAGGGCAGAUCAGACAGCCCGUUAGACCGUCUUCUGCUGGCAGGCGGUGGGCCGGCACAUUUGGGAAGCUGCCUGCACAGCCUGCGCAGCCGACCCUGAAACGCAGACGCACUGCCACCCCCGGUGGCGAGGCGAGGGUUGAUGGAAGGCAGCUGGAGGACAGGAAGGCUCAUGCAGCUGAGCAGGAUGAGGAAGUGAGUUCACCUGAGCCCGAGCUGGCAGGUCAGGAUACAGAAGCGCGCGGAAAGCAGGCAGAUGUGCGGCUUGGUGUGACAUCAGCCACUGCACUGCCGGUCGUGAGGAGAGCAGAGCAGCAGCAGCAGGGUCUGCCGGGCGGCUUGCGUUCUGGCAAACUCAGAGACCCUUACAGCUUUCCUGAGAGCCAAGAUGUCCGGCUGGAGAACCCAGCCAGGAGCAGGGCAGGCCUGGCCCCUCGAGUUCAUUUUGCUCACAUCUCACGGCGCUCACACGCUCAGGCCCAGCCGCCAGUGAAAGGACUGGCUGGCUCAACUCUGCAGCAUGGGACAAGGAGGGAUGCUGCGCAGGAUGCUGUGGACACCAGCAGAGGGGUUCGAACAAGGAGGACUGGUGUGGAGGCCAGAAACGCUGACCCAGAGCCUGCGGGCUGCCACGAGAGGCCGCAGCGCGCAAAACGCCAGCCGUUGAGGCUGGAGGACUACCAGCAGGGAACGCUGGCACAAGCCACCCAGCCUGUGCGCGUGUCCCCCCUGCGGGCCGGCCGGAAGGGGGGCGCCGGGGAGGAAGCUUCCGGGAAGGCGGCGGGCGGUCCCCGGCGCCAACUGGUGAGCUUCAGGGAGCUUGAGAGGCGGCAGCAGAUGAGAGCAGCCGUAUGCGCACCGCCAGAGGAUCAAGGGGUUGAGGAGAGUGGAGACAGUGGCGCUGUGUCUGCACGGGCAAAUGGCGAUGACGAGCCAAUCAUGCAAUUGGCAGAGGCUGCAAGCGAAGACAUGGCAGAAUCUGCGCAGCCUGCCGAGCAGGAAGCAGCUGAGUGUGCAUCAAGCGGCAGGGCUGCAGAGCAGCAGGAGCCUGUGCAUAAAGCUGUGGAGAAGCCGCCUGGUCCCCAGAAGCUGGGCUGCUCAAAGUGCAGGCACUCCAAGAACGGCUGCCGCGCAUGCCGACCUGCCGCUGCAGGGGCUGCUUCCCCAGCUGCAUCCCCCAAGAGGGUGCCGCCACAGAAGCGCAAGCGCAGAGCAUCGCUGCCAGAAGAGCCACCCAGUCUUCAGGACAACUCUGCUGGGGCGCAGCACAGAAGGCAAUCUGCAGCCAGGCGCAAAUCCGAGCCUGCCGCAGUCUUUGAUGCCAAAUCCGGCGCAUUUGGCGGGAAGGCUUUCCUGGUGACAGGCUUUAAGGAUGCCAGGGAGCGGCGCCGCAUCACCAAGCUCAUCACAGACCAUGGUGGCAGUGUCAUUGACAGCAUCCCUUUGCCCGAGGAGCAGAAGACAGUGCAUGGCGUGGUGGCUGGCAGGGCGUGCGACAGGCGAACCAAAUACCUCUUCUCCUACGUGUCUGGCGCCCCAUCCAUCAAGCCAAUUUUCUUGGAGAGGCGCGCACCGGCUGAGAUCCUGAAUUCAUUGUGUGUGAGGGCCGGCGAGUGGCUGUCGCUGCGAGCUGCGGAUGCAUGGCGGCCCGCUAAAUCCCCCUGCAAGGUGUUUCAGGGCUACCGGGUGUACCUGGACGGCACUGACACCUUCAGGCAGCAGUUCGGGGCAGUGGUUAUGGCCGAGAUGGAAACAGCGCGAAACAGCCCCGCACAGAAGCGACGGCGGCUGUCGCUCGCUGCCAGCAUCAGCCAGCCGGCCUGCGACCUCGUCAUCUCUGACAAGGCACAUCCGCUGACCUGCCACGCAGACCUGCGUGACCUCCUGCGCCAGGCGCGGCGGCUGGCAAUACCAGUGAAGCCGCUGGACUGGAUGUAUGCAGCGCUGAUGAGCGGGCGCCUGCCAGACCCCAUUCAGAUCCAGGCGCCCUCAGAGGAGCCCAGCAGCGCGCCCGGUCCCCAGGCCGCACCGGAUGCGACGCGAAACAGCAGCCCAGAUGGUGGUGCUGCGGGGGCACAGGAGGCGGCGCAGCAGGCAGAGGCCACACAUGCCGACGAGGGGGAACUGGUUGAAGACAGCGAGUCAUUUGGGGAAAUGCCUCUGGAGAUCCGCCCCUCUGCUGCCAGCGUCAGCUUUGGAGGUGCAGCUGCUGCAGGUCUAAGGAGCCCGCGAAGAGCCGCGCGAGUGCAGCCACGUCAGUGUGAUCGGCCAGUGCCCAACCCCAGAAAUCCGGCUGCUGCCGCCAGGAGACUGUCAGCUGCUGCAGCUGAGCUGGCCUGGGUAGGGGAUGCCAGCAAGGUUCCCCCAGCAGGCCUCAGCAUGCAAGCCUCCCAGCACAGGAAAUUCUAUGGCGCCAUUGCCAGGGGUUCGGAACUGAUGGCGGUGGGCGAUGACGUGGAGGUUGAGGUGCUGGGAGAGCAGCUGCCGCGGGUGGCGCGCAUCGAAGCGCUGUGGAGUGAGCGGCCGGUGGAUGGCACUGAGCGCAUGCUAGCGCGCUGCCGCUUCUACUAUCGCCCUCAGGAGACCAUGUUCAUGAGCAGCGGCAAGCCGGAUGAGCUGUUUGCAUCUGAUCAUGUGGAGCAGCGGGUGUCUGCCUCAACCCUGCUGCGGAAGUGCACGGUGGUUUCCGGCCACCCGAGCAACAGAACAGCCAUGUUGGACCGGCGCGCCAGCUUAGGACCGCAGAGCUACUUCUGCAUGUACCAUUAUGACUACCAGGGCGAGGCCCUGAAGCCUGAUGAGUGGGUGCAAGUGGAUUCCAGCAGAGAGGAAGAUGAUUUGGAAGCUGGCGCCCAAAUGCCGACUGCUGAGCUGGCCUGGGUGGGGGAGUCCAGCAAGGAACCUCCUGCAGGCAUGAGCAUGCACGCCUCCCAGCACAGGAACUUUUAUGGCGCCGGCGAAGAAGUGAUGGCUGUGGGGGACGACGUGGAGAUGGAAGUGUCGGGUGAGCAGCUGCCGAGGGUGGCGCGCACUGAGGCGCUGUGGAGUGAGCGGCCAGAGACCACCUUCUUGAGCAGCAGCAAGUCAGAGGAGCUGUUUGCCUCUGAUCAUGUGGAGCAACGGGUGGCUGCCUCAGCACUGCUGCGCAAGUGCACAGUCGUGACCGGCCACCCCGGCGAUAUGGCGGCCAUCAUGAACCGCUGUGCCAGCCUGGCUGAGCUGAGCUUGGGAUCACACAGCUACUUCUGCAUGUACACCUAUGACCACCAGGGCGAGAGCUUGCUCUAG
This is a messenger RNA of Coccomyxa subellipsoidea C-169, 7086 nucleotides long. RefSeq lists its product as hypothetical. The transcript has 22 exons. Gene Ontology annotation, molecular function: chromatin binding. The record is from RefSeq and is a predicted model, not a curated record. The coding region runs from base 1 to 7086 and encodes 2361 amino acids. NCBI's taxonomy places the organism in Eukaryota, Viridiplantae, Chlorophyta, Trebouxiophyceae, Coccomyxaceae.